AUGGAUGUCAUUGCACCCCCUCCCCCGCAGUCGGCCUCCCCGGGUCUCGUUCAAGAUUUCGCUAGCCACGCAGCCCUGUACGGCAUAGAUCCACGAAUUGCAACUCUAGACGCGAUUGACCCUUCGCAUCCUCUGCUGUCCUCGCCCAGCUCGAACUCCGCGUCUACGGGCGCUUCGCAUGCUUCAUCACCCGCCUUGACCGGCGUGGCCCCUUCGUUCACGACCGGUUCGUCUUUCUUCGCCUUCCCUACGUAUGAGUACGGUACGACUUUCAGCACUCCAGGAUCCGCCGCCUCGUCCGGCAAUUUGACUGCUGGGGGCUCAGAUCUGGGUUUUCCCUCGGCCGGCGGUGGUCCCCCAACCACUGGUCACGAGUCCGGAUUCGACUUCCCCCCUCCGGGCUUCGAUAACUCAGCAUCGUCAAGCACUGAGGAUACCCCGGGCGGCGCCCAUCUGAUGGUACUAGGUGAUCUGUUGAAAAAUAUCGCGCGAACAGCCAACUCUGGUAGCGAUGCUUGUUCGCUGGGCCAGAGCAGCGAUGCGCGAGAGAUCGUCACCGUGUUGAAGAAAAAUGUCCUGCUCGUGGCUGAGCUCGUGGCUGCCAUGCAACUGGGUGACGAUGAGACGGUUGGAAACUCUCCCCCUCACCAAACAGGGACCACCUCUUCAUCCGCGUCCGCGUCCGCGGCCCCUACAGCGAUUGGUGAAUAUCAACAACCCCCACUCACGCUAGGCGGGCUACCACCUGGGGGCUCACUCGACCUCAGCACAAUGUCAGACGGUUCGGACACUUCACGGAAACGCUGCGCUUCAUCCAUGGCUGGAGAUCGUGUAGUCAAGUCGAUGAAGCUUGAACCACAGGACGACACUCCGCCCCUGCAAAUAUCGCCAACGACCACCGUCCCUUCGACGAUGAUGUCCCAAGGCCACUUUGCCUACUCAUAUCCGGCUUCCAUGAGCUCGAUCACCGAUAUUUCAGCAGUUCCCUCCAUGAUGUCCACCUCCUCCAUGUCCUCGUCGCGACCACCCAGUUCCGCCGGAAUACCUCCCCCCCUUGCCUUGGGGAUGAUGCACGAUGCCAACCACUCGACGAGCUCCCUCCAUGCCGGGCUCGUUGGGGAAUCUGUGUCCUCCCUUCCACACUCACCAGAUUACUUACCAGCUUCAGGCGCAACUUCGGCCUCGAUCGCACCGUCGCCGGGUUUCAUUCCUGGUCCUGGCUGGUCCGACGGCCGUGUCUCCACCCCCCGUCAGCCUUAUCAUUCUCUCUCCCCUGGAUUGGUAUUGAACGAUAUGCUUGCAGUGACCAACGGCAUGUCCGUGGCCGGCUCCUCGACAUCGUUCACGGGUUCGAUGUACUCACCGACGAGGAGUACUCACCUCGCACAAGCGCCGAUGAACGCGGCGUCGGCCACGAUCGUCCGGGCGUCGCGUUCGCAGUCGCUGUCGUAUCCGUUUGCGCAUACAGCGGAGAGCAUAUCGCACCCUACGAUGUACGAGUCGACAUCGCAGUCGCGGCCUUCGACGUCGGGACACCACAGCCCGAGGGGGUCGUCGCCGGAGGAGAACGAUGAGGGGUCAGACGACGACGGCGAGGGCCAGGGCAAUCAGUACGCAUCCGUGGGGUACUUGAGAGGUGAUGGCGCUGAGAGUAUAUCUAGUGCCGACGGCCUGAACGGAAUGCGCCAUGCCGGACAACGGCGGAUGAGCCGCACCUCGCCCUCAAACGAGGGGGCGUCUUCUUCGAGCCACGGCAACGAGGUGCCGCAGGAGUACCGGGCCGAUGUCGAGCGCAUCUUCUUUGAGUUUUUGACUUCGAUCUGUUCGAACCUGGAUGCGACCGACUCCAAGGGCGAGCCGAUCCACCAGACGCUCAUGGCAAAGAAGAUGCAGCGCCUGGACGAGUCCCCCGACUUCCGUCCCUUCAAGUUCCGGAUCCAGGCCUUCACGAACGCCUUCCUCGAAGAGCUCGCCCGCCAAGGCUUCCCCGAGGAAAAGAUUCCCAUGAAAAAGGCGAGUGCCCGCGCCAUCCGCAACUUCCUCUGGAACCAGCCGUACAUCUCGCGUUUCAACGAGGAGGGCAAGAAGUCCAAGUCAAAAGGCAACCAUAUCUGGCACGUCGACGCCAAAAGGUCGGACGGCGGCUGGCUCUUCCGCCCCUUCAGGCGCAAGCUCGCCGGCACCCCCCCGGGCGUCGCCUACGUCGGCUUGCGCUGGACGUGGACACCCCGUAUCUGGGACCCACAGGCGUCGCGUGCAAACAUGCCCGUCAACUACAGCUCCCCCGCCCUGCCGCCCUGGUUGUCGUGGAAGGAGGAAUCGCUGACCGGGAUACCCCCACCGGACGCUCAGAGCUGCGACGUAACAGUCGAAGCCAGGUUCAUACAAGAUGGGAAGGAGGAGCUGCUCACCCAUACCGUGCACAUCACCAUCGCCCCGAUGGCCGCGGUGGACUCCACGUUCACACCCUCUCGGCGACCUUCGCUUGUUGGUGACAUUCACAACCCCAGACGAAUCUUCAGCGAUUCCAUCGUAAGCGGUGUCGCGCAGCAGCCUGCCGUGGCCACCCAGCGGAUGAUUCGUGCCGGAGCACUUGCCGCUGCCGUGUCCGCGCCGGUGGUUGCGCCGGAUUCCCAGGUCGUGCAGGUGCUUACCACGGCAGCCCAGCGCGUCGCGCAAGAGGCCCAAUCACAAGUCGUGGCGUCGCCGAACGAAGCCGGACCAGAGCUGCAGGCCCUUGCCAAGCAGCAACACGUCCUGACCGUCACCGCACAGGCCAUCAGCUCGAAGCUCGCUGGCGAAGUCCCGGACAACGCCGUUGCGCAAUCGAACGCGCUCACCGUCGCGGCCCAGCAAGUUGUCCUGCAAGCCGCGCGCCAGGUCGUCGCCGACCGGACCGUUGCGGCAGUCUCAUCGGGCCUACCGUCUGCCGUGGGCGCCAACACCAUGCCGCAGGUUACGGUCAAGGAGGUGUCCGUCGCGACGCAGUCCGCCGUCGCGCAGGCUGUCGACAUGGUCGGCCCGCUCUCGAGCGAGGUUGACGUGCUCAUGACCGCCAAGUCCCUCCUCCAGCAACAGACGCGAGCCCCCAACGUCCCUGUGCACCCCGGCGUCGGCUCCAUGGAUCCCUCGCGGCCGCACUCAACGGGCACGACCCCGCCCUACGACAUGUCGAUCCCCGCCGUCCCGGUGCCGGUGUCGGUCGCGCCCUCCCUAGUAUCGCGGGGCGGUGUCUACUUCACGUCAUGA
Molecule: messenger RNA, 3249 nt
Organism: Epithele typhae
Lineage: Eukaryota; Fungi; Basidiomycota; Agaricomycetes; Polyporales; Epitheliaceae
Exons: 7
Coding region: 1-3249 (1082 amino acids)
Cellular component (GO): membrane
Molecular function (GO): calcium ion binding
Source: RefSeq, a predicted model, not a curated record